AUGUCAAGCAACUCUGUCCUCAGCGAGCGACUAGACGCACUCCUACGUAGCGCGCAAGAAGCGAACAAACUCAACUCUGGCGAUGCGCCUCCAGCAAAACAUGAGUUUGCGGCCCCGAAGACCAACGCCGAGAAAGCUUACUACGAGGCGCAGCUCCAAAAGGCCUACCGAGACGGAUUGAUGCAGGGUAACUAUGUCGGCACCGAGAACGGCUUCAGGCAAGGCUACGAGCAAGGCCGCAAGAUUGGUGUGCAGGAAGGCACAAAGCAUGGGUACUUGCAGGGUCGUCUCGCGGGCUAUGCUGAGGGUCAAGGUCAAGGGAGUGCCAAGGAUAUCAAAGAAGAGUCUGGAUACAUGGGCAAGGGCAGCGGCUUUUAG
This is a messenger RNA of Parastagonospora nodorum SN15, 378 nucleotides long. RefSeq lists its product as hypothetical. Bases 1 to 378 code for a protein of 125 amino acids. The record is from RefSeq and is a predicted model, not a curated record. NCBI's taxonomy places the organism in Eukaryota, Fungi, Ascomycota, Dothideomycetes, Pleosporales, Phaeosphaeriaceae. The transcript has 2 exons.